AAUUUUAUGAUAGAUAUCUAGUUACCAGUAUGCAGAGAAUUUUACGAAUGAAGAAAGAACUUGAGAUGUUUUCUCAGUCCCCACCACAUGGUGUGUCUUGUUGGUCAAACGAUGAGGAUAUCACACAACUAUCAGCACAGGUUUUAGGAGGAGAAGGAACUCCAUAUGAAGGAGGUAUUUUUAAGCUGGAAGUUCAAAUACCUGACAGAUAUCCGUUUGAGCCUCCCAAAGUAAAGUUUCUGACCCCCAUAUACCACCCAAACAUUGACAGCGGGGGGAGGAUAUGUCUAGACACACUGAAGAUGCCUCCAAAGGGUGCCUGGAAACCAUGUCUGAAUGUAUCCACUGUGUUGACCAGUGUCCAGCUGUUAAUGGCUGAACCAAAUCCGGAAGAUCCACUCAUGACAGAUAUAUCCAAUGAAUACCAGUACAACAGGGCAACGUAUAUCCAGACAGCCAAAGAUUGGACGAGGAAAUACGCCAUGGAGGAAGUCAUACAAGCUACAAAGUCCACAGACUUAAGAAAGGAAGAUUCUCCUCUAGGACCAGAAAGAGUCAAGCCACUGAGUGAGAAGACUAAAGAUCUAAAGAGAAGUCAUUCCCCUCAACCAAUGGAGGAUCUGACAAACAAACUGUCAAGACAAUGAUGAACUUUGAUUGGAUGAAAUUCCAAAAUUUAGUCACCUAUUGUUGACCAAUCAAAUCACAGGUUCUGUAAAAAAAAAAACCCAAGGUUUUAACAAGAAGUUUUUUAUAGACUGUGAUAAUUCCAGUCAUCCAGUCACAAACAAACUUGAUGAAUACUGUAAUUGAUGUUAUGUGACAUUGUAUAGACACUGACUCAGAUUUAGAUAUAAGCAAAUGGGUUGGAAACAGAGAUAAUCAUAUAACUUCUAUAUGUAUUAGGUUUCCAUCUCUUCUAAAUCUUCUGUGAUGUGUUUACAGUGAGUAUUCUAUGAUACAUGUAUGUUUACAGUGAAUAUUUUAUGUUUACAGUGAGUAUUCUAUGAUGUGUUUACAAUGCAUAUUCUAUGAUAGUUUAUGCAAGCAUAUAAGUCAACUUCAAUUUACAACUGUAUCAGAACUUCGUAUCUUUAUAUCUUUAAAAAAAUAAAGAA
Molecule: messenger RNA, 1118 nt
Organism: Saccostrea echinata
Lineage: Eukaryota; Metazoa; Mollusca; Bivalvia; Ostreida; Ostreidae
Product: ubiquitin-conjugating enzyme E2 T-like
Exons: 6
Coding region: 30-647 (205 amino acids)
Source: RefSeq, a predicted model, not a curated record